AUGAGCUACCCACAACGCAUCUAUGUGCUCCCUGCACGUCAAACUCAGCCUCACAAGCAACACGUGGCACCGAGACAUGCUCAGAAACGAGCUCCUCCCACUGAACAAAUCGUGGCGGAGCUGCUCGGAGACGAUUUCGGACCAACUGGACCACGUAAGAGGGAGAGAUUAAACCAUUUGACUCAGCAGGAGAAGAUGGAAAGAAGAAAACUGAAGAACAGAGUUGCCGCACAAAACGCCAGAGACAAAAAGAAGGUGGGUCAUUCGGAAAGUAAUAAUGAGUGUGGAACAUGAUGCUUUCAGGAAAGAUCGUCGAAAAUUGAAGAUGUGAUGCGCGAUCUCGUCGAAGAGAACCGAAAACUCCGUGUCGAGAACGAGAAGCUCCGUCGUGAGAACGAACAACUCAUCCGUAACCAGGAGAAACUGUCCGCCAACCCAGUAUACAUCGAAACGAACAACGAGAACGAGUCGAACAUCUACACAAACGUCGUCUACGAGGAAGAAGUCGUCGGAGAAGUUGAAGAUUGUGCCUUUGAAUCAGCAGCAUUCAUUAGUGUGCCCCUGCCGCGGGAACAGGCACUUUCUACCAACAACCUCCAAUGCACGGAUUCCAACAAGAAGACGUUCAGUGCCGAGACGUUGAUGACUAUUGUUACGCUCCUGUGCAACCAAGUGGAGCUGAUGGGGAAGACGAUGAACAUUUCGAGCGAAUCCUCGAGCAUCUCAAAGUGAGCUUCGGCAACCAUGAGGACAUCGUUUCUAUAAAUCCGUUUACAGAGCCCAUCUGGAGAAUUCGAUCGAUACAUUGCUGGUUACCUUGAAGAAGAAGGGGACUACUGUGCGUCUUCUUCAAGCGGAUCCUUCCUUGCACCUUCAGAAACACGUGAAACACUUUCGCCGGGUUCCCUAGCCUUGUCGCCGUCGAUGAGCAACUCGAGCAACGAUUGGGAAGACGAGACGCUUUACUGUCAAACGGCAUCCACGGAAACUGAUGACGCCCUCGUCGACCCCGGAAACUGGAACUUUGAGACUUUCGAUGAGUCGUCCAUCGACUUGAAUUUCUUUGAAAACUGA
Caenorhabditis sp. 36 PRJEB53466 is the source of this 1074-nucleotide messenger RNA. The record is from the annotation of a GenBank genome assembly. Lineage: Eukaryota; Metazoa; Nematoda; Chromadorea; Rhabditida; Rhabditidae.